GCUUUUUACCGCAGAGCAAGGCACUGCUUGGUUCCAACUUCCAAACUUGCAAUGGCUAGGUCACUCGCAGCUCUCCUGCUCCUCCUGAUCGCCCCGGUGAUAGCUUCAGCUUAUCUGUAUCAGGAGGACUCGGUGGGCUCGGCGUUCUUCCUCAAGAAUGACUUGUACCCGGGCUCCAGGAUGACGCUCCACUUCACCCACGCCGAUGCCGGAGCCACCGUGCUCCCAGGUGGCCGCGCCGACUCCAUUCCUUUCUCCUCCGCCAAGAUCCCGGAGAUCCUCUCCCGCCUCUCCGUCCCGGCCGGCUCCCCCGCCGCCGCCGCCAUACGCUUCACCCUGGCCGAGUGCGAGGCCCCGCCGCUCGCCGGCGUGGUGGCCCAGCGCUGCGCCACCUCCUUCGAGUCCAUGGUCGACUUCGCCGCCUCCAGCCUCGGCACCCGAGAGGUUCGCGCCAUGAAGACCAAACUCAGCAAGGAGGGGGCGAUCCCGAGGCAGGCGUACAUGGUGGAGUCUGUCAGGCCCCUGCCGGUGGCCGGUAGGGACAUGGUGGCCUGCCACUGCAUGCCCUACCCCUACGCCGUUUUCGGGUGCCACACGACCACCGCCGCCGUGUACACGGUGAUCCUUGCCGGCGCCGAUGGGACCAAGGCUGAGGCUCUGACGGCGUGCCACGCUGACGCGACGCCCGGCAUCUUCUGGCCGACGUACAAGAAGCUUGGCGUGGCCCCGGGUAGCGUGCCGGUAUGCCACUUCCUGCCCCAGGACAGCAUGCUCUGGAUGCGCAACUAAAAAGGCUUCAAACGUGGCGCGAUCGAGCAAGUGCUGCAGAGAAAAAAAAAAAGUGGCUGGUCACGUACUUGUUCGCCUAUUCUAUAGGCUACUCGAUCGCUGAUAUGUACACAAUAUAUCGUGUGCGUUUGUGUACGUGUGUAAUGUGUAUAAGUACGUAUAUAUGCGCGUCGUGUCGUGUCUACGUACUCGCGAUCCAGGUACGACUGGCUCCUCCGGGCACAUGCGUAUAUGACACUAAAAGCAAAUCGUAAGGAUGUUAUUACCUUCUAAUCAUCGCUACUAAUCUUUUGCAAGCCU
This is a messenger RNA of Phragmites australis (common reed), 1089 nucleotides long. RefSeq names its product BURP domain-containing protein 6-like. Lineage: Eukaryota; Viridiplantae; Streptophyta; Magnoliopsida; Poales; Poaceae. The record is from RefSeq and is a predicted model, not a curated record. Bases 52 to 789 code for a protein of 245 amino acids. The transcript is spliced from 2 exons.